This is a messenger RNA of Salmo salar (Atlantic salmon), 2723 nucleotides long. It is a transcript of the gene zdhhc24, whose product is annotated as zDHHC palmitoyltransferase 24. Gene Ontology annotation, molecular function: palmitoyltransferase activity. NCBI's taxonomy places the organism in Eukaryota, Metazoa, Chordata, Actinopteri, Salmoniformes, Salmonidae. The record is from RefSeq and is a predicted model, not a curated record.
CGCUUUUUCAUGUAACACAGGAUACACUGACAGCUCUACUUCAUUUGUUUAAUGAAGACGCAUUUGGGGAAAAUACCAUCAGCGCUUAUCCACACACCGAUUAAUGUUAAUGGCAACAGACAAAUUGUAGUUUAUUUUAUUUUACUCACUAAAUCGCUAACGUCAGCAUCAGAUCACACACACACCCCCUUUCAUUCGCCUGUCAGAUAUCGUGUUAGUUAAAAUCAAAACAGAGUGGCGACAACAAGGAAGCAUAGAGAACACAAGACCGACAAGGCACCAUGACGUGGUUUAGCUUCGCAGGUCGGGUGUGGGAUCGCGUGGAGAAGACGUGUCUUCACCUGCCCAUCGUUCUGAACACCGUUCUCGUGUUUUCCAUCACGGCGGAGGUGAGCUACCUGGUCCUGGUCGAGGCGCCGCUCCAACCGGACCAGAAGAAGACCCAGUGGUCUACCGUGUGGAAGACUCUGCACCUCCUCGUGCAGUACUUCAUGUUUGGCAACAUCAUAUGGAACGCCUCGCUGUUUCUGAAAACCAGCCCCAGCAUUCAAGGAGUGUUCCUGGGGUCAGAAGGCAUGGCACAAGGCUGGAGGUACUGCUACACAUGUGAGACCCACACUCCCCCACGGUGCUCCCACUGCUAUGACUGUAAGGUGUGUGUUCUGAGACGAGACCACCACUGUGUGUUCUUCGGCCAGUGUGUGGGCUUCCGUAACUACCGCUACUUCCUCAGCUGUCUGCUGUUCAUGUGGACGGGGCUGCUGUACGCUGUAGUGAUGAACGCUGAGGUCUUCAUCAUCAUCCUGAAGGAAGGAGUCACGCUGCAUAGCAUCCUGCUACUUCUCAUGCCCUGGAUCAUGCUCGUCUCUGGUCAGGUGACAGCGCGGGCCUUUGCCUUUGCCUUCAUCGCAGACACCUGUGUGUUGGGCUUCCUGCUGGUGGCAGCCUUCCUCUUCUUCCACCUCUUCCUCCUCCUGCGAGGCCAGACCACCAGAGAGUGGUACUCCAUCCGUAGGCCCUACAACCUGGGCUUACUGGGCAACUUGCGGCACGGCCUGGGUACCCACUGGUACAUCUGCUGGCUCUGCCCACUCAUCCCCUCCCCACUGCCUGGGGACGGCAUCCACUUCCAGGUCACAGAGUCACUGGAGCCGGAUCCAAACCGCUCACGGUAACCCUGGUAAUGUGACGGUCACAGGUGUGUGAUGAUGACAGUGACACCUUGCAGUGCAGGCGUUGGGUGUGGCCUUCGUGGAGAAGUUGACUGUAAAUCUGAAAGCCCAUUCACCCACUGCUUGCCCUGUUUGCUGAGUCAGUCAGUGAGUGGGUGGGUGGGACAGCAGGUGUAGCUGCAGUAUCUCAAGGUUGCUCUGUGGUACUUUGACCCAUUGUCUAUGUGCCAACAUUAUUUGAUCCAUUGCCUAAGUCAAUCAGCGAAAUGAGAAAGGAUGUAUUUACUGGUUUGCUUUCCUCAGCAGUUAAAACAAUUAAAUGAGCAUUGAAAUGUGAGUCCACUGAAAUUAUAAAUGUUUUGAUUGUUAAUUGAUUGUACUGUAUUGAUUUCUUGCUGAGGUUUGCUGUGAAGGUAGGAUUGUUGAUUUGGAAGGAGAUCCCCCACACUUACUAGUGCUGGAACAAGUCUUUAUAACCCAGCAUCGACCUCUAGUGAUCUGAUAGUGGUCUUACAGGACUCAUUAUCACCAGUUAACCACUCCUUUCUGAGAGUCCAUAUUUGUCUACUGCUGGACUUGAAAAUAGAUUUUUUUAAUGAUGUUGAUGUCCACUCUUUUCAUUGUUAUUUGUCCUGAUUGAUUGUGCCUUUUGAUUUAGUUACCUACAAAACCUGCCUUGCCAAACCACACAUGUACACUUGGCGGACAGUUUGUUAAGAACACCACUCCGUUCAUGAAAGUGGAUCGCUCCUACAGACAAUGAGUCACGUGGCCGUGGCUUGCUAUAUAAAGCAGGCAGGCAGGCAGGCAUCGAGGAUCCUACAGACAAUGAGUGACGUGGCCGUGGCUUGCUAUAUAAAGCAGGCAGGCAGGCAUCGAGGCAUUCAGUUACUGUUCUAUUUGGGCUAAAUGAGUGACCUAAGUGACUUUCAGCGUGUUAUGAUCGUCGGUGCCAGGCACGUCGGCUCCAGUAUCUCAGAAACGUCUGCCCUCCUGGGCUUUUCAUGCACGACAGUGUCUAUGGUUUCUCGAGAAUGGUGUGACAAACAAGAAGUAUCUAGUAAGCAGCAAUCCUGUGGAUGAAAACAGCUCGGUGAUGAAGGAGAAUGGCAAGAAUCGUGGGAGCUAACAGGCAGGCCACAAACAAACCAAUAACGGCGCAGUACAUCAGUGGAGCACAGAACGGCAACUCGGAAGGCACAACCCGGAGAUCCUUGUCAUGGAUUGGGCUAUUACAGCAGACGACCACACCGUGUUCCACUGUUAUCAGCUAAAAACAACAAGAAGCGGCUCCAGUGGGAACGCGAUUACCAACACUGGACAAUUUAGGAGUGGAAAAACAUCACCUGGAACAUGACAGCGAUUUCAGUUUACUUGAGUGGCCUGCACCGUCCCCAGACCUCAACCCAAUAGAACAUCUUUUGGAUAAGAUGGAAUGGGCAAAAGGGAGUCCGACCCAGUACUUUACAUUUUGAUUUAACCUUUAUUUACUAGAUGGGUGUACCUAAUAAACUGGCCUCUGAGUAUGGUCUCACGUUAUGUUGAGUUUAA